This is a messenger RNA of Ooceraea biroi (clonal raider ant), 7770 nucleotides long. Its product is annotated as RNA-binding protein fusilli. Gene Ontology annotation, molecular function: RNA binding. NCBI's taxonomy places the organism in Eukaryota, Metazoa, Arthropoda, Insecta, Hymenoptera, Formicidae. The record is from RefSeq and is a predicted model, not a curated record.
CGCCUUUCGGAGUCUCAAGUUUUACACCUUUCGCCCGAAUCUCGACGCACUUUACGCUACUUUAAGCCUCUCUCGUCCAUUUCUUCCCUUCUCCGUCUCUCUCUCUCUCUCUCUCUCUCUCUCUCUCUCUCUCUCUGUCGUUCGCCUCGCUUGGUCUCUCUCCGCGGAUCUUUUUGCCUCUUCUGUCCGCUCGGCAGGUAAGCACAACGUUGCCCUCUUUCCCUGUUUCUCAUCCAGGUGGCCUGAUUUCCGGUUCAGUCUUUCCGGGCAUGUUCUACAUAGUUUUUGGGAUAUUUACAGGUGUUCUCUGUGAAAAGUCUGCGUCGGAUAUUCUCAAUUCGAUAUAUCGAUACUUUAAUUAUUCGCACUACCUUUGCUUCUCCUCGUCUUUCUCUUUUCGAUCUGCGAUAUAUUGAGUUGACCGGAAAGUGCACGUGGAUUUCUUUAAAUUCUUUUAUUUUUGCUGAAAGAUUCGCACGGACUUUCCGAUCAAUCCGAUAAAAGCGAUUGCUAGAUGUUUCUCUUUGUUUAGUAAAUAUUUAAUUGUUUGCUAAGAUUAAUUUUUGCUGUUCAAAGAGGAUCUUCGCACAGCGUGCGACAGAUAUUUCCUUCUCUCCUCCUUUCCUUUUUUCCUCUUCUCUUUUCCAACUGUAUUCCUGAACACGCAAUAUUUCUACGUUUUAUUUACAUUUACAACUUGUCAUUAACGCGAAUCGAACUUGUACAUUACAGGUCCGUUGAUUUUUCCUAUUUCGCGAAUCAACGAGAACGACCGUGUGCAACAAGUGUUUUCCUCCCCUUCUCUCUGUCUGUUCUCUCUCGAGUUAACACCUGAUAUACGUCGAUGUCUUCACGUUCGUCGGUUUAACCCGUCAUUAAUGCGGAUUGAAAUUCUACUGGAUAUUAAUUUGUUUUUGCCUUUUGCCGUGGAUAAGAACCUUCCCGCGGCGCGCAAUAAAUAUUUUCUUUCUCCUCUCCCCUCUCCUCCGCCGGCGGAAAGACACGAGCAAGGGCUCCGCCAACGAGAGAGAGAGAGAGAGAGAGGGGCCGGUGUCGACGCGCAGUCGCCAGGUGAGGCAACGACGACGACGUGUUCGCCUCGUUACGCUCGGCCGGGGGGACGUACGGUCAGUGCUGCACGGAACCUUGCGACUUUCGACGGCGCGCUCCGUCCGAGCGAGCGAGCGAGCGAGCGACCGACACGGGAGUGAGAGGGAAGGCGUACGAGAGGGACGGAGAGCAGACGAGGUAGCCUCUCGCGACACCGGGGAUCGAUCCUGUCUGCGGACUCCGGUUUUCGGUUACUCCAGGUGUGUCGUCGGUCGGAUCGCCGUCGCCGCCGCCGUCGAUCCUCAUAACCUCAAUCCGCCGCGUCUCACCGUCGCGAGGAAGUAUGCCGCGCGCGUGACGGAGUAAUCAGUGAAUACCUCGACCGGUGGCCGAUCGCUCGGUGAUAAUAAUCGGAACGAGUAAUCCGGUCGUCUUCGACCGACGCUCCGGUGUCGAGAGCUCGCGCGAGUGCGUCGCGCGCAAGGUGCAUUCGUCACCGAAACGGAAGAAGAAACAGGAGGAGGAACAGAAAUUGCAAGGAGAAAUCGACGAGUGAGAUUUCGGAACUGCCAGGUGCGCCGGCUCCCGCGGGAACGAUGACGGGAAUUAGGACCACGGGAACUGCUGGUAGCGGAGGAGGAGGAGGAGGAGAAGGUGCAAGUUCGUCGAACUACGUGGUAGCCCUGUACGUGGCGACGGCCGGCCUCCAGGGAAACGCUCUUGGUUCGGACGAGGAGGAGAUUACGCUUCUCGUCUACGUGCUCAUCGAUGUGGUGCAGAAUAAGACGCUAGGCAAGCAGCAGUAUAUUGUGCGGCCGAUGGUAAUGGAGGAGAAUUGCACUCCCGGGACCGGCAGCGACAACCCGGCGAUUGCCGGAAGCAGCGGGAUCGUUAGCGAGGCAGCGCUGGCGCACGCACCAGCCUUGACCGAACGAAACCUUCGAGAAUAUGGGAUUCCCCUGCAGCAAGCUCUCAAACAGUUUGAAAACUGGUGGACCACCAUGUCUGGUGUGCUGCCCGGUAGUAUACCAAGAUUCGUCGUGGAUGGUCAAGCACCCAUGAGGCAGUGUCUACAUCCGGAGGCCUGCAACAAAGACAUCGAGCUACCGGAACACUACAACUACUUCCACGAUCUCCGGAAGGAUUUCGUGGCGUGCUAUUCGUCUCACGGAGAACUAUCGACUUUGGGGGUUCAAGAAAUGUUGCAAUAUUUCGGACUACCACCAGACACUGACAACAGCUUUCCCGUCAAGGAGAUACAGGAUAUGAUCAACGUGAUACAGAGGAUGAUCAAGGACGGUCACGUAUUUCAGAAUCCAGAAGUAGUGAAUAUCGUGUUAGAACCUGGUAUAUGCUCCAAAGACGAAGAAGUGGAUAAUGAUUGUGUGGUAAGAGCUCGUGGUCUACCUUGGCAAUCUUCGGAUCAGGAUAUCGCCAAAUUUUUUCGUGGGCUGAAUGUUUCGAAGGGUGGUGUAGCUCUUUGUUUAAGUCCUAUGGGAAGACGUAACGGCGAGGCAUUGGUACGGUUUAUUAAUAAAGAACACAGAGACAUGGCGCUGAAGCGACAUAAACAUCACAUGGGUGCACGAUACAUAGAGGUUUACAAAGCCUCCGGCGAGGAUUUUGUUGGCGUUGCUGGUGGUACGAGCGGGGAGGCACAUGCUUUUCUGUCACGCGGGGCUCAAGUCAUCGUUAGAAUGAGGGGCUUGCCAUAUGAUUGUGUUGCUAAACAAGUGCUGGAAUUUUUUCAAUCCGGCCAAAAGCCAUGUCAAGUGCUGGAUGGCGAAGACGGGGUUCUGUUUGUGAAGAAGCCUGAUGGUAGGGCCACUGGCGAUGCUUUCGUGUUAUUCGCGCAAGAGGAGGACGCCGUGAAGGCACUGAGCAAGCACAGAGACUGCAUCGGUAGUCGGUACAUAGAGCUCUUUCGAAGUACAACUGCGGAAGUGCAACAGGUUCUAAACAGGGCGACUGAUCCAAAACAAGUUAUACUACCGCCGCCGCCCAUCGCGCAGCUACCACCCUUGCUUCCUCAACAUAUUAUUACGUCGGGUACGCGCAAGGACUGCAUCAGACUCCGUGGUUUACCCUAUGAGGCGCUUGUGGAGCACAUUCUGGAGUUUAUGGGCGAACACUCGAAAAAUAUCAUUUAUCAGGGAGUUCAUAUGGUUUACAAUGCUCAAGGUCAACCGUCUGGCGAGGCAUUCAUUCAGAUGGAUAGUGAGGCAUCGGCAUACGCCUGCGCGUCGCAGCGGCAUCAUCGAUACAUGAUCUACGGCAAGAAGCAGCGAUACAUCGAAGUGUUUCAGUGCAGCGGCGAUGACAUGAAUCUGGUAUUGACAGGUGCGGUAACGUCGCCGUCGACCAAGGCGCUACUAUCACCCGGUACGUUGACCACACAGACUCCUGCGACAUUGACACAUCCGUCUGCGCCGACGCCGGUGCCGGUGCCGGUGCCGGUACCGACCGCGCAACCACCGCCGCCACCGCCACCACUGUGGGACAUUCAUGCUCUGGUGCAAGCGCAAGCCCAAGCUGCGCAGGCUGUCCAGGCGCAAGCGCAGGUGGCUCAAGUGCAGGCCGCCCAGGCGCAAGCCAUCAGGAACCAGGACUUUUGGCUGACGAUGGCCCUAGCAUCUAAUCCCCCCACUUCGAAUACCCCUGCUUCGCCCACUUCAGUGGCCGCUGCCGCCACGAGUAAAUCCCUCGCUUUACCGGGACCGAGUUCGGCCAUCCAGGCCCAGAUUCCCGCCGCGUACGCGGUAGCACCUUCAGCGGUCGCCCUUCACGCGCCGCCCGCCGCGACGCCGGGAGCGGGAACGCCGUUCCUCUUGUUCAAUGUACCGCAUCAUCCCCAUCACCGCAUUCCCAUUCUGCGAACACCGACGCCGCACGGUUUAUUGACACCCAUCAUGCACACCGCGUCAGCUCUGAACCCAGCCGCGAUAAUGGGACUAAAAAGGACAUGGGAUAACGCUUUUACUUCCGAAGCAGCGUCGGGCAAUGUUGUCGCCAAGCGCACUUGGCAUGCCCCGGCAGCGGCGUUUCAUGCACCGGCCCCAACCGCGACCCCAGGCUUGCCUUACCCAGCUCAAUUCUAUCCUCAAAUUUAACGCGUCCGAACAAUGCGUCACUGCCAACGCGCGUCGCGUCUAAUUGCCGCUCCCUAGGUGGCUUUCUUUUUUUUUUAGAUUUUCUUCCCUAGUUCCACACGGAAGAACGGAAACUCUCUCCUUUUUUUCAAUUUUCUUGUCGAGGAAGACAAGAAUUUGUAAUUCGUAUAUGUAGAUACAAAUAUUCUAUAUACAGUAUAGCUACGUCACGACAAUACGACUCUUUGACGGACUUUAUAUACUUUCUAAGAACGUAAGCGUUUGUAAUUAUUCGCGACAUUAUAUGACACAUUCCGUUUUACGUUUUGGAUGUAAGCUUAGUAGAACGUUGUUCUAUCACGUGAGCAGCUGAUAAAGCAGCUUGGUACUUUGAACGUUACUUAUAUAACGGUACUUAAAACAACACGUGAGGCGAUUUAUUCUCUUUAUCCUGAUGCAUUUAGGCAGUUAAAGGCUACCUUCGAUGAGCACUUAAUUUUUGAUAGUCAUAUAUGAGAUUUGAUUUAAAAUGCGCAUAUAUUGUUCUUUCAUAAUGACGUGUUCGUGACAAACUAUACAAGAUCACGUACAGAAAACAUUCGUUCCUCAUUGUCAGGAUCAAUCAAGUGCCUUACAAAUAUAUGUGGACACGGUAUAUCUUAUCAUAGAUGUCCAAAUUUAGAAUCGACACACGUACGCGCUCCUUUUUAUACACAUAUAUGUACAGAUAAUAUACUAGACUUAUCAUAGACAGAUAUACAUAAUUUCUAAAAUCACACCGAAAAUCAGAAAGCUCUUUGGAGGAUUAAAAUUCAUGUUCUAUGAGCGCUUUUUUUAUUACAACCGUACUGAUCAAUACAUCAGACGUUAAAGUCUGUAUGCUGGGUAGAUAAUUAUUUUAAUAGUUUGUUAAUGAGAUUAUAAGAUUCUAUUAUACAUUUGCAAUUGAUUUUAAUAUUUUAUUGAUAAGAUUUAAAAUUCUAUUGCGAUGUAUCGUUUACAUUUGCAAUUUAUUAUAAUAUUUAUUAUAAAAUUCAUUAUAAUAUUUAUUAUAAAAAUUUUUAUUCUGCAUCUUUCUCAGAUGUACAGAUGAUUUAUGAUUAAUGUUUGAUGCUUCAACGGCUUGCAACAAAAAGUGCGCGAGAAUAUUUAGUGUUCCAAAAGAAGCCUGCGUGUCGGUGUUAUUAAAAAAAUAUUCAUUUAUAUAUAUUUAUAUAUAUAUAUAUAAAAAAUGAUUUAUAUAUUUUGCUAGGAAUAUUUUUAUUAGUUUUAAGUGUAUAAUGGACAUUCCAAUGUUAUAUAUUUUGAAGCUCUAUAAUUCAAUACGAUAGAGUCUACACGCGUGGUAUCUAUUUACGCGCAUGUAUGUGUUACAAUCUAUGUGUAAAUAAUAUUCUGCCAUUAAUUUACCUGCGAAUGAGUGACAGUUGGUUUUUAAUUGCAAGUUGCACCGCGAUUCUGUCAUUCCUUUCUUUCACAAAGGUUGCAAUGUGCAAGCUUCAAAAGUGGAAAAUUAAUAUAUGUGAAUCGAUACGACGGAGCGUAGAGAGGAUACAGCUGUACUGCUGUAUUAUUUCGUAUUUCGGGGGAAAGACACAUUAUUAUACACACAUAUACACACAGAGCGUUUAUUGUAUUUAGUCUAAUAAUUUAACCGAACACCGUGUACGAAAGUGAUUGACCACUAAUUUCAUCGCGUGUGACGGAUAAUUUCUCUAAAUAGACCGAUUAAUAAUGUCAAAUUGGUUUUAGAGAAAGUAUCCAACGGGGGAACGAAGAAAAUGGAAUUAAAUACCGUCUCUGUACGCUCUCGCGGCUUGUGAUUUAACUUGGUGUCGGCGGUGUUUACUCUUUCAAAGCUGGCUUACGGCCUUAAUAUCUUUGUGAUAGUGUAGUUGGUGAGAUCAUUGAGAGACACACAAAUAGAUGGAUAGAUAGAUAGAGUGGUAUGUCAUGGAUCUCCAGGAUUGGCUUUACACUAGAGGUUCACGUUACGCGCUAAUUUGUUUCUUGUGAACGGUGAUCGACACGUUUGAUACUGCCAUGUGAACGAAGAGCUUCCAUUUGUAUUUUCGUCAUUGCGAUGAGACGCCUUGAAGAGGCAAGGCUGAGAACGACUUCACUCUCGUGAAGUCUGACCCUGAUUCCAUUACGCGGAUUACGAAUUUCACUGUUUCUUCUUUUCUUAUAUUCACUGUUUUUUCUUUUAUAUUGUUAAAACUAAUGGAAUGUUGUAGACGCAACACGUGGCGGUUAUCAUCAGUACUCGGCAGCCUAGUAUCGACGGGUAUGCGAAAUGACUGGUUGCAUGUUAUGUGGUUUGUGGAGGGACGUUUACUCUCCUCCUGUCGAGUUUCGCGAGCGACAAUUGCGCAACGGGUUUUCGAUCUGUAUUCUCCUUUUCUUUUUUGUUUUUCUCUCUACAUUACAUCCGGUAACUGUGCGGUUCUGUGGACGUUGUUUCGCCCGAAUAUCCAUCGCUCUCCCCUCUUCCGAGUCGCGCCGGCACAAGUUUCCUGUAUCUUGUCGUUUUUUGACGCGCGCUCCCCUGCAAUCAUCUCGCACGGCCACUUUUCUGAACAGGAUGCAGUAGCAGAUUAUUGCAUAGAACCGAAGUAACGAGAUACUUGCUGUAACCCUAGUUCUAUUUUGUCAUAGCAGCUGCAAUAAAGUACCUGUUCAUUACACGCCUUGGACAUUCACGAUUCGGUUCUUGGUAUUAAUAACGUAAUUGCUCGAGAAGAUAUAUGACUUGAGGAUAAUUGAGGGUCGUUCGAAAAGGACCGUAGAACGUAAUCACACGGUAAAUAAUCGUUCUUUCAAUCUCGGCAUGCUAACGCGGAAACGAUCGACAGUACAGACCAUCAACUCCAUGAGAUGUAAAACAAAUAAAGCAAUUUCUUUAUAGCCGCAGAUGACUGGACUUUGCAAUAUUAAUUGUUAAUCGCGUACGAUUGCCGAUCGUUCCGGGAUUAGUUCUCCGGAAUUGAGAGACUGAGGCGAGACUACAUUUCUGACAUUCUUGAAACAUCGUAUUCGCCCGAUUCCGCUUUUACGUAGCAUUAAUUGAUAUCAUAGAAAUAGCGACGGUGAGACGAUGCGAAACGGACAUGAAGUGCAUUCGCAGAAAUACAUUUAUGUAUUAAAUAUUAAUCCUUGAUGAAGAUAUCAAUGUCCGUUAAAUAAGAUAUCAACGUCGCUUUCGCAUCGUUUCGCAUAAGGGUGCAUUUCGGAGUGUUUAGUACAGGUGUAUGUCGAGAGCGUGAAGAUGUCCUAGCAUCAUGUUAAUUAACACGCGAGCUUAAGAUCCAUCAUCUCCAUGUCUCUUCAUCUCCCGUUUGGUAGACGCGUCUUCCUUCUCGAAAUUUUUCUUCUUUUUUUGUUUCAUUGGUUUUUUUUUACUUUGAAAGAAAUGGGACACUUGACACACGCACGCGGUAUACACGUGUCCACGCAUUCGCACACACCACACACUCACGUACACACUGACACACGCAGACACGCGCGCGUACGCGCAUCGGUAUAAUCUCUCUCUCUUUUUUUACCUCCUGUAUACAUUCUCUGUAUAUCGACGAUUUUAUAUCGAUGGUGAGAACGAUCAUGUUUAAUAAAUGUGCCUUGUGGACAUAUA